This is a messenger RNA of Macrosiphum euphorbiae (potato aphid), 1086 nucleotides long. The record is from the annotation of a GenBank genome assembly. Lineage: Eukaryota; Metazoa; Arthropoda; Insecta; Hemiptera; Aphididae.
AUGUCAAAUUGUGGUAUUGAAAAUGGUAACAAUUAUAUUAACAACAGUAAUUCCAGUACAUUCAAUUUAUCUCCAGAAAUUAAAAGUCCACUCGCUCAAUCGACCUUUAUAGAAAUUGAACCAGAAAAUUAUGUUAUAAACUCCACUCAACUUUCUGUGGAAAUGUCCAAUGAGCAAAUUGAAAGUUCUAAAGAAUUGUGUGGUCGUCGAAUUGUGGAUAUGAAUUUUGUAUUCAAACAAAUUUUGAAUUGUAGACACAAGGGAGGGCUAGACUGUACAUUCUUAGAUAUGGAAUUAAUUUCUGAACACAGAAAAGGAUUUUUUUGUUCUUGGCUGUUUAAAUGUUUAGUUUGUCAAAUUAAAAUAAAAAUUGACUCUGAGAACACUUCUGAAACUGAAUAUGUAGGAGUAAAUAAAGCAGCAGUUAGUGGUUCUAUUGCAAUUGGAAUUGGUCAUACACAACUGAAUGAAUUUUCAGCGACUAUAGAUGUCCCGUAUAUUUCACCUAAUGUGUUUAUUAAACUGCAAUCAAAUAUUGGUGAAAUUAUAAAUGAAACUGCGUGGGAUGAAAUAUACCUAGCCGGAAUAGAAGAAAAAAAGUUAGCCAUUGAAGAUGGUAAUUUAAAUUCGGAUGGAGUACCCAUGAUAACUGUAGUAGCUGACGGAUCGUGGUGUAAGCGAAGUUAUAAAACUAAGUACUCUUACAUUAUUAAUUUAACAAUAAUUGGGUUUAGAACUAAAAAAAUUUUGUUCAUUGGAAUACGUAAUCGCUAUUGUUUAAUAUGCGAACGUUCAAAAAACAAAAACACAAUAUCUGAAACUCAUAAUUGUUUUUUAAAUUGGAAAGGAACAUCAACUGGUGUGGAAGCUGACGCUAUAGCUGAAGGUUUUGCGAAGAGUAUUGAAAUGCAUGGUCUAAUAUAUAAUAAACUUAUAGGGGAUGGAGACAGUUCAGUGUGUAAGCGACUUCAUCAAACUUUACCAUAUGGGCCAAAAUUAUUAGUAGAUAAAAUUGAAUGUCUUAUGUCGCAACCACAUAUUGAGAAAUCUUGGUCAAAAAAUAUCUCAAUUAACCAAAAAUACUAA